Molecule: messenger RNA, 1227 nt
Organism: Phytophthora nicotianae INRA-310
Lineage: Eukaryota; Oomycota; Peronosporomycetes; Peronosporales; Peronosporaceae
Exons: 3
Coding region: 1-1227 (408 amino acids)
Source: RefSeq, a predicted model, not a curated record
AUGGUGAAUUCAGGCCACGCCGUGAUCCUGUUCUACAAGUACGUGGAGGUGGAGACUCCGCUGGAGCUCAAGCAGGAGCAGCAGCAGCUUUGUGAGCGUUUGGGACUCGUAGGCCGCAUUCUCAUCAGCGAGGAAGGCAUUAACGCCACGCUCUCGAGUCCUUCACGUGCCAAGAUCGAUGAGUACAUCGCAUUCCUAUGCACGCAUAAGGUGUUCGCCAUGCGUCCUGAGGACUUCAAGCACAGCUCUCACGAGCAUGAGGAGCCGCCUUUCGUGGGCCUUAUCAUCAAACACGUUAAGGAGAUCGUGUCCACGGGCGGCAUCGUCGCUCGCCCCGACAUGACAGCGUCCGACGAAGACCGGGGAUACCUGACUCCUCAACAAUUCCACGAGGCGAUGUGCCAGGCAGUGAAGGACAAGGAGGGUACCGUGGUUUUAGAUGUACGGGCACACAAGGAAUUUCUAGUUGGUCACUUUGAAAACGCGGUGGAUCCUAAAGUCAAGAACUUCUCCGAGUACUACGCAUUCUUGCAGAACCGUGUAGACGAGAUGAAGGACAAAAAGGUCUUGAUGUAUUGCACAGGCGGCAUUCGUUGCGAAAAAGCGUCCAACUUCCUGCGCAAUCAGGGCGUGAACGAUGUCCACCACCUCAAGGGCGGCAUUCACAAGUACCUUGAAGCGUACCAAGACGGAGGCUUCUUUCGUGGCAAGAACUUUGUCUUUGACAAGCGAGUUUUGAUGGGAGCACAAAACAGCAACGAAAUUGUCGGGAAAUGCAUCGAGUGCCAGGAGCCGUUCGACGAAUUCAGUGGGCGUAAGGUGUGCACUGUAUGCCGCGACUUGGUGCUUGUAUGUGAUAGCUGCUACUACACUCGUCAUGGCGAGGUGCACUGCACGGACCACCAGUACCUCAAGCGCUGCUACGUCACGUUCCUGCAGUACAUGCCACGCUCUGAGCUACUCGAGCAGCAGAGGGCACUCGAGAAGAUCCUCGCUGAGUUUCUGGAGGACAAGUCCAGCAGCAAGAACAAGCGUCGCUCCAUCCGCAACCAGCUCAAUAAGAUCGCAACUCGCUUUGAAGCCAUCGACGCCGACCCGGAGGCUGCAGCAGCGACACUGGCGCUGGACCCGCGUCCCAUCCACUGCCGCACUUGUGGUCUGGCCACGUGCAUGGGCAACUGCUGGGGCUUCUGGAGCGACGAAGUGCUGACUCCUCCUCAGAACUGA